Molecule: messenger RNA, 1009 nt
Organism: Loxodonta africana (African savanna elephant)
Lineage: Eukaryota; Metazoa; Chordata; Mammalia; Proboscidea; Elephantidae
Product: olfactory receptor 4C15-like
Exons: 2
Coding region: 86-1009 (307 amino acids)
Biological process (GO): G protein-coupled receptor signaling pathway
Cellular component (GO): plasma membrane
Molecular function (GO): G protein-coupled receptor activity; olfactory receptor activity
Source: RefSeq, a predicted model, not a curated record
UUAAACUAGUCUGAGGCAAAUAUCUCUUUCUCAUAAUUUCAGAUUCUGUUUGGCCACUGUAGAAUUCACCUUUUCCUUUGAAAUCAUGCAGAACAAAAGCUUUGUAACUGAAUUCGUUCUCUUGGGGCUUUCAUGGAAUCUAAAUGUCCCAAAAACAGUAUUUGUUGUAUUUUUGUUUGUCUACUUUGCAACUCUUGGGGGCAAUUUGCUAAUUGUGGUGACCAUCAGCAGCAGUCCAGCACUCCUGAGCUCCCCUAUGUACUUUUUUCUGGCUUUCCUGUCCUUUCUGGAUGCGUGCAUCUCCUCUGUCAUCGCCCCAAAGAUGAUUGUGGACUCCCUUUAUGACAGGAAAACCAUCUCCUUCGAGGGCUGCAUGACACAGCUCUUCGCUGGGCACUUCUUUGCUGGAGUAGAGGUGAUUGUCCUCACCGCCAUGGCCUAUGACCGCUAUGUGGCCAUUUGCAAGCCAUUGCAUGACGCCUCUGUAAUGAACUGGAGGCUCUGUGGCAUUCUGAUGGGGGUAGCCUGGGCAGGGGGCUUCUUGCAUUCUGUGAUACAAAUUCUCUUUACUUUCCAGCUGCCCUUCUGUGGCCCCAAUGUCGUCGAUCACUUCAUGUGUGAUUUGUACCCAUUAUUGGAGCUUGCCUGUACUGACACUCACAUCCUUGGCCUUUUGGUGGUUGCCAAUAGUGGUUUUAUCUGCCUCAUAAACUUCUUCUUGUUACUUAUCUCUUAUUGUGUCAUUUUAACUCAUAGCUCUGAAGGACGGCUGAAAGCUCUCUCCACCUGUGGUUGUCACAUUGCUGUUGUGGUUUUGUUCUUUGUCCUGUGCAUAUUUGUGUAUGCACGACCUCCAUCUGUUUUAUUCUUUGACAAGAUGGUGGCCCUAUUUUACACUAUCGUAACUCCACUGCUCAAUCCUAUGAUUUAUACUCUCAGGAAUAAGGAAGUGAAAAAUGCCAUGAGAAAAUUGUGGACUAAAUUGGUGGUAGAUUCUGAAGACAAAUAA